Aspergillus wentii DTO 134E9 is the source of this 1152-nucleotide messenger RNA. RefSeq lists its product as uncharacterized. NCBI's taxonomy places the organism in Eukaryota, Fungi, Ascomycota, Eurotiomycetes, Eurotiales, Aspergillaceae. The record is from RefSeq and is a predicted model, not a curated record. The coding region runs from base 167 to 1102 and encodes 311 amino acids. The transcript has a single exon.
CGGAGAAAAGUCUUCAGUCUAAGACUAAUCGGGCUAUAGAGACCGAGUUUGUUUUUUAAGCUGAGGUGCAGACGGAGGAAAUGACGAUCGUCAGUCGAAUAGUUUCAUAUAAAGCCCACGUCUCCCAUUGAGUUGAGUACAAAAUACUUCAUCCAAAAGCACCAAAAUGCAUCUCCCCACACUGGCCUCCCUGGCCAUCCUGGCUUCUUCGGCACUCGCACAAUCAACGACGCAACUAUUCAACUUCACCACCUACGUCGAUAUCGAGAAUAGCAUUCUCCGUCCUAAUGGCCAUCUGCUUCUGACGACAUUCAACAACGGCAGUCUUUACACCCUCGAUCCAACUGUCGCCAAACCAAAAGCGGAACUCGUCGCUGUAUUCCCCGGCGUCACUGCCAUUUCCGGCAUCGCAGCUAUCGGGGCCAACACGUUUGCUGUUGUUGGUGGAAUCCGUGGUCACUAUCACUAUACGAAUGAGACUGUCUUCACGGUGGACUUUGAUAAUGAAAAGGACGAGACGAAACCAACCAUCAAGGCUGUUACCCAGGUUCCAGAGGCUGUCAUGUUCAAUGGCCUGGCAUCCCUACCGACACGGCCAGAUGUAGUCUUCGUCGCUGAUUCCCGUCGUGGAUGUCUGUUCCAAGUAGACACCAAGACAGGAAAUUCCAAGAUCGCCUUCCAACACCCCGCCCUCUUUGCACCAGCUAACGCCUCAAUCCCAAUCGGAAUAAACGGGCUGAAGAUCGCCAACGGAAACGUUUUCUUCACAAACUCCGCCCGGAACAUCUUCGCGCGCAUCCCCAUCUCCGAGAAUGGGGAUAUAGUCAACGACGUCAAGGUUAUUGCGCGAUUGAAUAGCAACGACGGAUCUGACUGGGAUGACUUUGCCAUUGAUGCCAGUGGCGUUGCGUAUGUUGCCCAGCCGCAUAAUGCGCUGGCUCGGAUCACGCCCGAUGGAAAGCAAGUGAUUGUUGCCGGGGGUGGAAAUAGCACUGCUCUUCAUGGGCCUACGUCUGUGAAUAUUGCGAAAGAUGGGAAGACGGCGUAUGUGACGACUCAGGGUGGGCAGGUUGUGAGGGUGGAGUUGCCGGGUUAUCAGUAACUAUCUUUACUUUAGAAGAGCUUCAUGGAUUGUAAGAAUAGGUGAUGCUU